AUGCGGCACACGCAGCGAGCGUUUGAUGAGCCAAGCAGAUAUGGGGCACCACCUGGUUGGCCACCUAACAUUGAAGCUUACGUUCUGCCAAGACUAGAGAUGCGCUAUGAAACUUUCAAAGAAGCAAAGAACUUCUACAACGUCUAUGCGAAGCACGCGGGUUUUGCUGUCAGGGAAGGCCCCAAGUUUAAGACCAGAGCCUACCUUUAUUGCACGUGCUAUGGAAUCUAUGAAUCGAAGGUGUCUGAAGCAAAUAGACAGCGGAACAAAAUGACAGCUAGGACUAACUGCGGGGCUAAAAUGAGGCUAAAGAAGGAAAAGGAUGGAACAUUUGUCGUAAAAGAGAUAGUCUGGGAACACAACCACAGGCUACAGCUCACUCCGGAAAUGCUUGUCUUCUUGCACUCCCACAAAAACUUUGACAAAACAAUCUUGGAGUACGUCAAGUACCUGCAGUUCAAAGGCAUUGAACACGCGCAAAUCAUGAGCAUACUGGGCGGUGAUGACCCUAGUAGCUACUUCCUCGAAAUGAAUGCCAAAGACCUGAUUAACCUGUAA
This is a messenger RNA of Aegilops tauschii subsp. strangulata, 558 nucleotides long. Its product is annotated as protein FAR1-RELATED SEQUENCE 12-like. NCBI's taxonomy places the organism in Eukaryota, Viridiplantae, Streptophyta, Magnoliopsida, Poales, Poaceae. The record is from RefSeq and is a predicted model, not a curated record.